Molecule: messenger RNA, 6755 nt
Organism: Diceros bicornis minor
Lineage: Eukaryota; Metazoa; Chordata; Mammalia; Perissodactyla; Rhinocerotidae
Gene: CLEC16A
Product: C-type lectin domain containing 16A
Exons: 23
Coding region: 126-3269 (1047 amino acids)
Biological process (GO): endosomal transport; regulation of autophagosome maturation; endosome to lysosome transport
Cellular component (GO): endolysosome membrane; late endosome
Source: RefSeq, a predicted model, not a curated record
UGGCGGGCGGUCCCUCCACCAUCUCCGCGGCUGCCGCCUCGGCUUGUGGUGUGGUCGCCGCCGCCCGGCCGCUGGGCCGCUUGAGCAUGAGACCGUGAGGCGAGCGACGGGCCGGGGCCGCCGACAUGUUUGGCCGCUCGCGGAGCUGGGUGGGCGGAGGCCAUGGCAAGUCUUCCCGCAACAUCCACUCCUUGGACCACCUCAAGUAUCUGUACCACGUUUUGACCAAAAACACCACAGUCACAGAACAGAACCGGAACCUGCUAGUGGAAACCAUCCGUUCCAUCACCGAGAUCCUGAUUUGGGGAGAUCAGAAUGACAGCUCCGUAUUUGACUUCUUCCUGGAGAAGAACAUGUUUGUUUUCUUCUUGAACAUCCUGCGGCAGAAAUCUGGCCGCUACGUGUGUGUUCAGCUGCUGCAGACCUUGAACAUCCUCUUUGAGAACAUCAGUCACGAGACCUCACUUUAUUAUUUGCUCUCUAAUAACUAUGUAAAUUCUAUCAUUGUCCAUAAGUUUGAUUUUUCCGAUGAGGAGAUUAUGGCAUAUUAUAUAUCGUUCCUGAAAACACUUUCGUUAAAACUCAACAACCACACUGUCCAUUUCUUUUAUAACGAGCACACUAAUGACUUUGCCCUAUACACAGAAGCCAUCAAAUUUUUCAAUCAUCCUGAAAGCAUGGUUAGAAUUGCUGUAAGAACCAUAACUUUGAACGUUUACAAAGUGGAUAACCAGGCCAUGCUGCACUAUAUCCGAGAUAAAACUGCUGUUCCUUACUUCUCCAAUUUGGUCUGGUUCAUCGGGAGCCACGUGAUCGAACUUGAUAACUGUGUACAGACUGAUGAGGAGCACCGGAAUCGGGGGAAACUGAGUGACCUGGUGGCUGAGCACCUGGACCACCUGCACUAUCUCAACGACAUCCUGAUCAUCAACUGUGAGUUCCUCAACGACGUGCUCACGGACCACCUGCUCAACAGGCUCUUCCUGCCCCUCUACGUGUACUCGCUGGAGAACCAGGACAAGGGAGGAGAACGACCGAAGAUCAGCCUGCCGGUUUCUCUGUAUCUCCUGUCGCAGGUCUUCCUAAUUAUACAUCAUGCACCCCUGGUGAACUCGUUAGCUGAAGUCAUCCUGAAUGGUGAUCUGUCUGAGAUGUACGCUAAGACGGAACAGGACGUUCAGAGAAGUUGUGCCAAGCCCAGCAUUCGGUGCUUCAUUAAACCCACUGAGUCGCUAGAGCGGUCCCUUGAGAUGAACAAGCACAAGGGCAAGAGGCGGGUGCAAAAGAGACCCAACUACAAAAAUGUUGGGGAGGAAGAAGAUGAGGAGAAAGGGCCCGCCGAGGAUGCCCAAGAAGACGCCGAGAAGGCUAAAGGUACAGAGGGUGGUUCAAAAGGCAUCAAGACGAGUGGGGAGAGUGAAGAGAUCGAGAUGGUGAUCAUGGAGCGCAGCAAGCUCCCAGAGUUGGCAGCCAGCACCUCUGUGCAGGAGCAGAACACCACGGACGAGGAGAAGAGCGCCGCCGCCACCGGCUUGGAGAGCGUGCAGUGGAGCAGACCCUUCCUGGAUAUGGUAUACCACGCCCUGGACAGCCCGGAUGAUGAUUACCAUGCUCUCUUCGUGCUCUGCCUGCUCUAUGCCAUGUCUCAUAACAAAGGCAUGGAUCCUGAAAAACUAGAGCGGAUCCAGCUCCCAGUGCCCAGCGCAGUCGAGAAGACCACCUACAACCAUCUACUGACGGAAAGACUCAUCAGGAUCAUGAACAACGCUGCCCAGCCAGACGGGAAGAUCCGGUUGGCGACACUGGAGCUGAGCUGCCUGCUUCUAAAGCAGCAAGUUGUGACCAGCACAGGCUGCAUCAUAAAGGACGUGCACCUGGCCUGCCUGGAGGGCGCGAGAGAAGAAAGUGUUCACCUAGUGCGGCACUUUUAUAAGGGAGAAGAAAUUUUUUUGGACAUGUUCGAAGAUGAGUUCAGGAGCAUGACGAUGAAGCCCGUGAACGUGGAGUAUCUCAUGAUGGACGCCUCCAUCCUGCUGCCCCCAACGGGCACGCCGCUGACAGGCAUUGACUUCGUGAAGCGGCUGCCUUGUGGCGACGUGGAGAAGACCAGGCGGGCCAUCCGGGUGUUCUUCAUGCUCCGUUCCUUGUCCCUGCAACUGCAAGGGGAGCCGGAGACCCAGCUGCCGCUGACGCGGGAGGAGGACCUGAUCAAAGCUGACGACGUCCUGGAUCUGAACAACAGUGACCUCAUCGCGUGCACGGUGAUCACCAAGGAUGGCGGCAUGGUCCAGCGCUUCCUGGCUGUCGAUAUUUACCAGAUGAGUUUAGUGGAGCCCGACGUGUCCAGGCUUGGCUGGGGAGUAGUCAAGUUCGCAGGCCUUCUGCAGGACAUGCAGGUGACUGGCGUGGAGGACGACAGCCGUGCCCUGAAUAUCACCAUCCACAAGCCUGCAUCCAGCCCCCAUUCUAAGCCCUUCCCCAUCCUCCAGGCCACCUUCCUCUUCCCGGACCACAUUCGCUGCAUCAUCGCCAAGCAGCGCCUGGCCAAGGGCCGCAUCCAGGCAAGGCGCAUGAAGAUGCAGAGGAUAGCUGCCCUCCUGGACCUCCCGAUUCAGCCAGCCACCGAAGUCCUGGGGUUUGGUCUCGGCUCCUCCUCUUCCACCCAGCACCUGCCUUUCCGCUUCUACGACCAGUGCCGCCGGGGCAGCAGCGACCCCACAGUGCAGCGCUCGGUGUUCGCGUCUGUGGACAAGGUGCCAGGCUUCGCCGUGGCCCAGUGCAUAAACCAGCACAGCUCACCGUCCCUGUCUUCGCCGUCGCCGUCUGCCAGCGGGAGCCCCAGCGGCAGCGGGAGUACCAGCCACUGCGACUCGGGAGGCACCAGCUCAUCGUCCACCCCCUCCGCCGCCCAAAGCCCGUCAGAUGACCCCAUGACCGCCGAAGAGCCUCAGCCUAACCUUCCCGACCAGUUGGUGAUCGUCAACGCAACGGAAGCAGACACCAGGCCCAGCAAGAGCCUGGCCAGGAGUGGAGACGUGGAGACAGUCAACCUGUCCCCCAGCCUCAUCCCCACCCAGCAGCCCACCAUCUCCCUGCUCUGUGAGGACACUGCCGACACGCUGAGCGUGGAGUCGCUGACCCUCGUCCCGCCUGUCGACCCCCACAGCCUCCGCACCCUCACCGGCAUCCCCCCAACGCACACAGUGGACACAGUGACCCUUGGCGAGGAGGCUGCGCUCCCAGAGCCAGUGGGCCCCAGCGAGUGCUGAGGCAGUGCCCGGCCCCUCCCUCUGUGCGUGUGGCCCUGCUGGUAGGGACCCGGUGCAGCUGGCUGAAGGACACGUCAGGAGCAUCCGAAGUUCUCCACGGCCCCCAAUAACCGUCUCAACCACUGGUCUCUGCGCUCUUUUGCUCCAUUUGAAUUCCUGUUUGACCCUCACCUCUCGGAGAGCAGGCUGGGACUGCUGGAGACACCCCAGCGAACCCAGAUGACCAAGGCAGCCGCCGCGGGGAGGAGGCUGGGCUCUUGGUCUCUGAGCCCGACGGCCCGGGGGUGGCAGGACUCACUGGCACCACGGCCUUCAUCAGCCAGCCCCUCCCCAGUCUCACGGCUCCUCUGCCACCAUCCCCAGUGUGCACGGAAGAAGCGGACAAGGUCACUUUGGGUAGAGAUUUGUAGAAAAGCAAACUUCGAUAAACAUCUCCUUUGGAUAUUUAUUUCUGCUUUUGGCAGCAGAUAAAAAGCAUUUUAUUUAAAAGGCAUCUAUUUAAACAAGAAAAAAGUCCAAAAGAAAAUCCUCAACCCUAAGGUUUGAUGUCGUGUUCAAAGUGUAAUAUUACUGUGAAGAUUUCAUUUUCGCUUUCCCUUGAACUUUCCAGCGUUUUGUUUUAGAGUUCUAGGUCUGGCUUUCUCUGUUUUCUUAAGUGAUUGGUUUUUCUUUAUUACUCACUAACUCUGAAAACCUGUGGAAUGAUAAAGUACCUUCCUGGAAAGUUUAGAUUAUUUUUUAAACGAAAAUAAGGGAGAUACAUGUAUUCUCAGGUACACACCGAGCUGAGAGGGCCAACAGUUUCUCUGCCGUGGCAGCCAAGGGGCCUCGGGUGACCUGAAUGGUCUUUCCAUGAAAGAGGACGGUGCAGUCAGCUCCUCCUCAGGACCCAUCCCUCAUCUCUCUGGGCUAGAACCAAACAGGACAGUUUUCCAGCAUCACCUUCAGUCAUUGCCAUCUCUGUUUGUCUAAGAAAGAACCAUUUGGGACCAUGGAGGCUCUGACCCCAGUGGCCAUGAUGGAAAUCAAAGGCCACGGCAGCCAUCCUCGACUGUGUGUGCGUGCCCGUGUGCAGGGACUGCCCGAGAGCCCGCUCCCGCCCACCUGCGAGGAUGUAACGUCCGAGCUCGUGGAGUCCUCCUGGGAGCUCGGGGUUUGUCGCUCUUCCUCUCGGCUGCUGCAAAGACGCAAGCUUGUUUUUAAAAUGAAAACUGCACGGUUUCUUCUGCAUUCGGGCUGGGUGUGUGUGGGCCCGUUCUCCAACGUAUCCAAUAAAGCCCCCACGAUGUUCCCUUCCACUUAGCCAGGCACAGCCAAGUGACCCUCGCCUCUCUCUGAUCAGUGCUAAGACCUUCCACAACUUUCCUCCAUGUGUGUCCAGCAGGAUGUCAGCACACACAAUGUCAGUGUCAGCCGGCCUGCUUAUUGGGGUGGCCUCCAGAGAUGCUCCGAGUGCUCACCAUCUACUGAAGCCAGAUGUCAGCCUCCCGAAGGAAACAGUGGUCCCCUGGAGGAGACAGAGUGGUGCCAGGUAUCUCCGGUCAUCAGAAGCUCUCCGAGGAGAUGUGCACACCCAGCUUCAACGGAGAAAAGGCCCAGUUCAGAAAGGAGGCCAUUUAAGCAGAAAUUCUGGGGGCCCCAGCAAGGAGGGACAAGUCGUGACCAUCAGCAGAGGCCCCCCAGGAAGGAAAGGCAGGGGGGACGGAAGAAGGGGGAGGACAGCCAUGGGGAGAAAAGGCAUGUCGUCGGGGUCAGGGCGCCCCCCGCCCCGGGCGGCUAGCCGUGUUCUGCGUGAUCUGCUGCUUGGAUACAGGAGCGGGCCCGCCCCAGAGCCGGGCACUUCUGGUUUUGAAAUGACUCUGGAGCAGCAGAAAUGAGAGAAGGAGUCUGACCUCCCAGCCCGCUGGCAUUACUGUGAGGAGUAAGCCUGUGCGGGUGGACCCAGGCCCUCCCCAGGGACCAUCAGCCGGCCGUUUGAAAUCAGUGGCUCCAAGUGGCUUCGUGGCCACCAGGCACUACAGGAGGAAGGUCUUGGGCAGAGGGCCAGCGUGUCCGGAGAACCUGCAGCAGCACUGCCGAGGCAGGGGAGCUGAACGCAGCCCAGCCUCCGUGGGCCAUUGAAUGAAAGGUGCCAGUCAGGCCAAGCUUCUGCCCUGUGCCCCUGGCCAAGGGCUGGCCUCUCCCGGGCAGGCAUGGGCUCUCAGGGUUUGUCCCGAAGCAUCACUGCAGCCAGGCUCCCCGGGGGAGCCCACAGCCUGCGGGCAGCUCGCCUCACAGGGCGCCUUAAGGUGUGUGGGUGGGGACUUUCUUUGCAGGGGCUCCCAGACCGCUUGCUGGUGAGGAGGAGGGGCACGUGUCCUGUGCUGGGAGGUCUGGGUUCUGGAGGAGGUGGGCAGCCGUCUUGGCUCUGAUGAAGGACCUGCCUCAUUAGUUCUUGGCCGUCUUGGUGGCAGUGGGCAUGGCUCUGUCUUCAGGAGCCCCCCGCAACACAACGUAACAGCAGCGGCACCCCCAGGCAGGCCAGUCCAGACAGAGCACCAGGUCUCUGGGGUUGGGCCGGGAGAGGAAGAGCCAGGAACCCUUGGAGAGCCCGGAGCGGGAGCCAUGGCCUCUGACACGUGGUCCUAGACUCAGAUCUCUGGGGUCAGCCUCCGAAAGCCAUCCAGCCUGCCAUCUCCGUGUCCCUACAGAGAGACGGGCCAGGCCCACCCUCCCAAAGCCCACAUUGGGCCCGCUGGGUUUGCCCAGUUAGGGGCAGAGUUGGCCACCUAACCCCCCAAACCUCGGCUUUGAAAUCUGCUGUGGAGAAACACAUGUCCUUUCCAGUUUGGGAGCUUCAGUGAGCAAGGGCACCUCUUCCCGAAGGCCAGCUGGGGUGAGGCCAGGAGCCCCCCCGGGAGGAGCAGGGGGCCAGCCCCAAAGCCACAGCGAGAAUGUGGGGCAGAUGCCCCCAACCAGGGAGGGGUGGGAGGAGGGUCCUCCCGCCACCAGCAGGCUGUCUGCUACCCUUUCCCCCCCAUCCAGCCUAUCCCGCUUGCUGCUCUCUGCAGAAGGCAGCCUCCCCACCUGGACUCCUGCCUUAACAGCGACCCAGCAGGUGAGUGAAGACGUGCACCUCUUUGAAGACAUACGCUAGAUUUCUCUAGGUCUCAAGAUGCACUGUUAAAAGACGCACGGAGUGAACGGAUUCUCAUCUUCUUUUCUAGAUGCAAUAAAUAAGAAAUAUUUAAUGCAGUUAUGUUGACACCGGGCAUAAACUGUAAGGUUUCCUUAUCUUCUGAGCUAUGAAACUAUGUCAGUAAUCCUGUCCCAGGAGGAGCGGGGGUUGGGAAACCUCAUGCUUCUGGGCCACGGGACCCUUCCAGGGAAGUACCUGCUCUUGCCAGCGUGACUCAUGCUUCGUGGGUACUGAACAUGAGGGUGGAAAUGAAAACUGGAACUUCCUUGUAAAUUUGAACUUGGCAAUAAAAGAGAAAGAAUUACCAA